CUGGCGCUGCUGCUGCUGCUGCUGGACUUCGGAGCGGCCGUUACUUUCCAGGGUUUUUACCUGCCACCUGUCAACGGGUCCGCGCUCGCGCCUGCGCGCAGGACGGACGGCAUCGUGCGGACCGUGGACCGGAUCUACCACGGAGGCGGCAAAGUGGGAUACCUGCUGUACCUGGACGGCGCGCGCUUCCAGCUGGACAUGGAGCGGGACGAGCUGCUGCUGUCGCCGCGCUUCAGCCCCCAGUACGUGCUCGCGGCGGUGGGCGAAAGCGCCGCGUCUGUGCCGCGCGAGUGCGUGUACCGCGGGACCGUGGACUCCAACCCCGAGUCUCUGGCGGUGUUUAACCUCUGCGGAGGGGGGCUCGAGGGAUUCUUCGCCGUGGAGCACGCGCGCUAUUCCAUCACUCCUAUUGUACGAGCCAGAGGACACGAGCACGACGUGCGCGCGCUGCAGGACAGGGACGCGGAGAUCGCGCUACAUGUGUUCACGCGCGAGAGCUUCAGCUUUGAAGCCGCGCGGGACGCCCGGGAAAGUUGCGGCACGCGGGAUUCGCGCAGAAGACGGAGGCACGCGGCGGGGCGAAAGGAGCGACGGGAGCGGAGGACGAGGGUCACGCGCGGGGGACCGCGCCGCAGACGCUCCGUGUCCAAAGCGCGGCACGUGGAGCUGCUGCUGGUCGCGGAUGAAACCAUGACCAAAAAGUACGGCAAGGACCUGAACCACUACCUGCUGACGCUCGCGUCCAUCGCGUCCAAACUGUACGGCCACGCGAGCAUCGAGAACCCGAUCCGCCUGAACGUGGUGAAGGUGAUGACGGUGACGGAGAAGGAGCGCGGGCUGGACGUGAGCAAGAACGCGGCCGCGACGCUCAAGAGCUUCUGCAAAUGGCAGCACCAACAAAACCCGCUGGACGACGAGCACCAGCAGCACCACGACGCAGCCAUCCUCUUCACCAGGCAGGAUCUGUGCGGUCACCACUCCUGUGACACUCUGGGCAUGGCGGACGUGGGCACGAUCUGUUCCCCCGAGAGGAGCUGUGCUGUGAUCGAAGACGACGGACUCCACGCUGCCUUCACCGUCGCCCACGAAAUCGGUCACCUUUUGGGCCUGUCUCAUGACGACUCGAAGUUCUGUGAGGAGCGUUUCGGGGUGAACAGUGACAAGAGGCUCAUGUCGUCCGUCCUGACGUCCAUCGACGCGUCCAAACCCUGGAGCAAGUGCACGUCCGCCACCAUCACGGACUUUUUCGACGACGGAAACGCCGAGUGUCUGCUGGACUCUCCUCGCGUCCCUCUCUUGGGCCCAGAGGAGCUCCCCGGUCAGUCGUACGAUGCGGUGCGUCAGUGCCGUUUGGCGUUCGGUCCCGAGUACACGGUGUGCCCGGGCAUGGACGUGUGUGCCCGUCUGUGGUGCGCCGUCAUCCGCCAGGGGCAGAUGGUGUGUCUGACCAAGAAGCUGCCGGCGGUGGAGGGCACCCCCUGCGGCAAAGGACGGAUCUGCCUCCAGGGAAAGUGUGUGGACAAGACGCGCAAGAAGCACUACUCGACGUCGAACCACGGCGGCUGGAGCUCGUGGGGGCCGUGGGGCUCGUGCUCUCGCUCGUGUGGGGGAGGAGUGCAGUUCGCCCAACGACUCUGCAACAACCCGCCCCCUAGGAACAACGGGCGGUACUGCACGGGCAAGAGGGCCGUGUACAGGUCCUGCAACGGCACGCCAUGUCCGCCCACUGUGAAGAGUUUCCGAGAGGAGCAGUGUGAAGUGCGUAACGGGCCUCAGACCGACCCUAAAGGAGUGAAGACGUUUGUGGAGUGGGUCCCCAAAUACGCCGGAGUCCUGCCCAAAGACAUGUGCAAACUCACCUGCAGGGCCAAAGGGACGGGAUACUACGUGGUCUUCUCUCAGAGGGUAGUGGACGGUACAGAGUGUCGUCCCUUCAGCAGCUCCGUGUGUGUCAAAGGGAAGUGUGUGAGGACGGGCUGCGACGGGAUCAUCGGCUCCAAGCUCCAGUUCGAUAAGUGCGGCGUGUGUGGAGGAGACAGCACCUCCUGUGUGAAGGUCAUGGGCAACUUCACCAAGAGGAGAUUUGUCCGCAGCCUUCGGGACAACAAUGGUAAGGUUCUCGCUCUAACACCGUCGACGACACCGGGCCGCAUUGACGGCAAGCCUUUGAGGGCCGAAUGA
Messenger RNA from Boleophthalmus pectinirostris (great blue-spotted mudskipper), 2181 nucleotides. It is a transcript of the gene adamts5, whose product is annotated as A disintegrin and metalloproteinase with thrombospondin motifs 5. The annotation marks the transcript as partial. Gene Ontology annotation, biological process: proteolysis; extracellular matrix organization. NCBI's taxonomy places the organism in Eukaryota, Metazoa, Chordata, Actinopteri, Gobiiformes, Gobiidae. The transcript has 9 exons. Gene Ontology annotation, molecular function: metalloendopeptidase activity; zinc ion binding. The record is from RefSeq and is a predicted model, not a curated record.